Falco peregrinus (peregrine falcon) is the source of this 1454-nucleotide messenger RNA. RefSeq lists its product as uncharacterized. The record is from RefSeq and is a predicted model, not a curated record. Lineage: Eukaryota; Metazoa; Chordata; Aves; Falconiformes; Falconidae. Gene Ontology annotation, biological process: protein polyubiquitination; protein monoubiquitination. The transcript has 4 exons. Bases 82 to 1278 code for a protein of 398 amino acids. Gene Ontology annotation, molecular function: ubiquitin protein ligase activity.
AGGAGCAGGCAUCGAACGCGGCAGCCUUGGCGCAGAGUUACAGCCCAUCGGCCCCCGCACUUCUGCUACGGACUGUUUGCUAUGGUGUGUAUGCUGGCUGCAUCCAAUGCUGUUGGCAAGCUCAGGUGGAGAGGAAGGUGCUUCCAGAGAAGGAGACAACACAGCCUCUCUGGGCAGCCUGUUCCAGUGUUCUGUCACCCUCAAAGUAAAGACAUUCUUCCUCAUAUUCAGCGUGUGACACCAGUGAUGGGGAGCUGCUUGUCAUCCUCAGCUGACCCCAACCUGCCGCAGGAAGAAGACAUGGCCACGGAGACAGAACAGACAUGCCCCCUCUGCCACAAUGCUGAAGACGGGAUUGCUUAUGUUAUACCCUGUAACCACCAGUUCUGCCUGGGCUGCAUCAUUCGUUGGAGAGAGAACAGCCUUUUCUGCCCCCUUUGCAGAGGACCAAUGGAGACUAUCAAGUUUUCUGUGUGGGCAGAAAAUGACUUCCUACUGUAUACUUUCAUAGAAACUGAUGAGUUGCCAGAUGCCAGCAGGCAGGCAGGCGGAGCUCGUGACCUCCUGGCUGAAAGCAGGCCCUACAUCCCCUUGGUGGCCCCUCCGUUCUCUCCACAGGAGAUGCUGUCCCCAGCUGAGGAGGGAGCUGUAGGGACAGAGGCCGUGGGUGGCCUCCUGCCCAGCGUCUGGGCACCGCUCUUCCAAAGGCAAGAGCACCUGCUGGAUCCCGUGCUGCCCUGGCUGCGCCAGGAGCUGGCAGCAAUCUAUGGCGACCAAUGGUGGCUGGCAAGGAGUGCGGAGAGCAGCAUCCUGCACUGCCUCUGCGCCUGCGGUCUGAAUCGGGAGCUCAUGGUCCAGCGGCUGCAGGACUCCCUUCAGGAAUAUGCGGCACAACUGGUCGACGGCAUCGUCAAUGUCAUUGUGGAGCGGUGCAGCGAGGAGGCCCAGAGGCUGCUGCAGGCCCCUGCUGUGGUGGAUGAGCACGACAGCGCUGUGGCCAGCACCGGCUCCACCAGCUCCUCCUCCAGAUCCAGCUCCUCCACAUCCAGCUACAGCACAUCCAGCUCCUCCACAUCCAGCUACAGCACGUGCUGGGAGUGGAGUCCUGCCUGCAGCCUGGCUUCCUCCAGCAGCCCUGAGAGCUCCCCCGGGGAGGAGGGAGCCGGCACAUCAGAGGCCCCCCUCCGCGGGCGUGCUGGCCGCCACCCAUCUGUGCGCAUCCCGGCGGAGCGGGAGGAGCCGGGGCAGGCGGCGGUGGCGGCUGGUCCCUCCUCCUAGGGCAGCCGCCGCAGCCCCUCGGCUCCCGCCCGGGACAGUGACCGCUUGCCCAGGGGAGCCCGGCGCCCCGCAAAGAGGAGGGCCGCUGGCCCCCAGGACCCUCCCCAGCCCUGCAAGAGGCGGCCCCGCCGACGGCGCCAGCCUGGCUCCAGCUCCUCCAUGUUCAAGGGCAAGGA